Molecule: messenger RNA, 1239 nt
Organism: Coffea eugenioides
Lineage: Eukaryota; Viridiplantae; Streptophyta; Magnoliopsida; Gentianales; Rubiaceae
Exons: 3
Coding region: 1-1140 (379 amino acids)
Source: RefSeq, a predicted model, not a curated record
AUGAGGAAAUUGUGUCCCAAUCUUGACAAAGAAGAUGGGCUUGAUACGGUAUUGGAAGUGCCCAUCCCGGAAGAAAUGUUCACAAAGAUGGGGAGCACUGCAGCCCACAGAUGGCAGAAUAUGCGGAACCUGAUGAAGGCUCAGCGAUUGGAUAAACAGUCUGCAUAUACCACCGCUGCUUCAAGAAAUGAUCAUUUCACGUUACUGUUAAAACUCGUUGGCUCAGCUUUCAUUCCUUUCCAGGCUCAGCUUGACCACGCAAUCAUUUUGCCUAUUAAGGAUGGUUCCAUCGAAGCUUCCACAGCAAAAUAUAUUGUACAGCAAUAUUUAGCAGCAACAGGCGGCCAUGCUGUACUAAAUUCAAUCAAUAGCAUGUAUGCUGUGGGGCAAGUGAGCAUGGUCACGUCAGAUGAGCCUGAGAACUGUCAAAACGCAAACGCUAAACCUAAGCGCGGUCGUGAAGUUGGCGGCUUCGUUCUUUGGCAAAAGAACCCUGAUCUUUGGUACCUUGAAUUAGUUGUUUCUGGCUGCAAUGUAAGUGCCGGAAGUGAUGGGAAAGUGGCAUGGAGUCAAUCAUCUUCAACUUCAACUGCCUCAAAAGGUCCCCCAAGACCUCUUCGUAGAUUCUUUCAGGGCUUGGAUCCCAGAUCAACAGCCAACUUAUUCCUAAAGGCGGUUUGCAUCGGCGAGAAGAAGAUCAACGACGAAGAUUGUUUUGCGCUCAAGCUGGAGACAAAUUCAGACAUCCUCAAGGCUCAAAGUACCCCGAACACAGAAAUCGUCCACCACACAAUCUGGGGAUACUUUAACCAGCGGACAGGGCUUCUCGUUAAGUUCGAGGAUACAAAGCUGGUGAGAAUGAAGGCUGCAAAGGGGGAUGAUAACGUUUUCUACGAAACGAGCAUGGAAUCGUUCCUGGAAGAUUAUAGAUAUGUUGAAGGCAUUAACAUAGCACAUAGUGGAAGGACUAAUGCAACAAUUUAUCGGUACGGGUCCAAAUUGAAUCGAAAAUGGAAAAUUGAGGAGACAUGGAGGAUUGAAGAGAUUGACUUCAAUAUAUGCGGUUUGUCCUUGGAUUGUUUCUUGCCCCCUGCUGAGGUCAAGAAAGAGAUGGAACAAGAAGAGCAAGGGAUGGGAUGACGGUAUACUGUUUUCAGGUGAAACAAGCUGUAUUAACUCCAAAUUGCUUGUACAUAUAAAGUGAGUGGCAGAUUACAUUUUUAUUCAAGUUGUAUUGAC